CCCAUUUCUUUUGCACAAAAUAUUUCAAAAUUUGAGUUAAAAUGAAGAUUGUACAAAGUGAUAUUAAGUGAUACCAUGAUGGUAAUGAGUGGUACAAAAUAAAAUAGUGAAAUUGAUAUCACACUGCAUUCUAAGGGUUUUUUUUUUUUUGUUAUUUCGGAUUAAAACAAAGAAGAUACAAGCCGAUUAUGAAAAAUAGGUAAAAUAAAAUCUCUUAAAUCUCGUAUCACAAAAGAUUAACAAAAGAUUAAGGGGUCAUAUCUGGUUUGCACUUGACCGCCCAAAAUGGUCAAUGGCAAACUCUUACCAGUUAUAACGUCCAGAAAGAUACCUUACACGAUUGACGAUCCAUUCGAUAGAGAGGGGAUAUAAAACAGAGAGGAAAGAACCAAGGAACCUAAAAACUGUAAUAGGAAACUGCUUCUUACUCUUUCUGUACUUCCGUUAGCAACUGAAACCUGCACCCAACAUCAAUAGAUCAGGUGUAAGUUGUUUUUCGACGAACAGAUGAAAAGAAACUCAGCUUGGCAUCUCAACAAAUACACCAAAUUCUAUCAAAUCAAACUCCCACCCCGAAGCAGAAAUUGUUUCUCUCCGUUCUGGAAAACCACCGCAAAGUUCAUAUCCACAACCGCACACCAAACAGCCGCCACCACGAAGACAAUGCGGUGAAAGGAUAUAAUCAUAUCUAUAUCCUUCAAUCCGCAUUCUUCUUCGUGGGUCUCAAAUUCAAUCCAAAAAAAAAUCCCCUGCCUCUUCCAAUUACUAUCUAAAGGCAGAAGCUUUUUCAUAAAUAACAACAAUGUCGUGGUUGGUGCGAAGCAACACGACGUGGGUGGUGGAAGAGGUCUGCUACGCCUUCCCUCCCAGGGUUCGUUCCGGCGGAGUUUUCAUCAACCAGGGGCCUUCCCCUCUCGAAAAUCUCCUCUCGGCCUCGGUCACUCUUCUCAACGUCCAGGUCCUGCUCAUCCUCUGCCUCUGCAACGCCCUGCAUUUCGUCUUUCGCAAUCUAGGCGUAAUCCCCUUCGCCACACAGUGCCUGGCAGGGGUGAUUUUAGGGCCGACGCUUCUGGGGAAAUGGGAUUACUACAAGAAAGUAUUUUUCCCUCACCCGAGUCAGAACUCGCUGGGGGCGCUCGCGAUGACAGGAUACUCGUUCUUCAUGUUCAUGAUCGGGGUCAAGACCGACGUGGGAAUGCUGAUUCGGUCCGGGAGAAAGACCAUCAUCAUCGGCAUAGCAUCCGUGCUGGUCCCUUACAUCAUCGGCCUAGCCUUCCAGACAGGCCGAUUGCUCGCGGUCCAGGGGCUAAUGGAGAAGAUGGAGAUCAUCGGCUUCACCGCGCUCCAAGCCACGACAACAUUUCCCGUCGUUUCCCACCUCCUGAUCGAGCUCAAGCUCACCAAUUCCGAGCUGGGCAGGCUGGCUCUGUCCUCGUCGCUCGUCUCCGGUCUGCUGGCAGCUUGUCUCGAGCUCAGCGCGAUCCUCGCCACCGAGAAGCACGGGCCGAUGAAGGUGGCAUUGACAGUUCUGUUGGGUCUGUUCGCGGCAUUGGUCCUGCGCCCGGCAAUGCUGUGGGUGAUUAAGCAGACUCCUCAGGGGAAGAAGCUUCAUUCCUCGUGUGUUCCAAUCAUGGUGGCGGUUGCAUUUAUGUACCAGAUUGCGUUUGAUGCUCUGAGGCAGUCUCAAGCAUUGGGGCCUUUCAUCCUUGGGUUGGCUGUUCCGUCGGGUCCCCCAUUGGGCUCCGCGGUGAUCGAGACCCUCGAGGUGGUAACCAACUCCAUCAUGUUCCCGGUGUUUGUAGCUACAUGUGCAAUGAGGGGAGAUCUCUAUACUAUGGUGACAAUGGGGUUCAGCAACAGAGGAUACUACGCGAGGGCGGUACUGGCUUCGCUCUUCGUCAAGUUUCUCGCCUGCUUGUUGCUGUCUCUGCCUUGGAUGCCCCGGGCUGACUCUGCUGUUCUUGCUCUCAUCAUGUGCUCCAAAGGUAUCUACGAGCUUAGCGUGUUUGCUGUCCAGAGGGAUACCCAGGCCAUAAAUGAAUCAUUAUUCUCCUUGUGUCUCGGCUAUAUCAUUCUAAACUCCGCCAUUAUCCCAAUCAUUGUGAAGUACCUGUACGAUCCAUCGAGGAAGUAUGUGGGUUAUCAGGCAAGGAAUCUGUUCAGCUUGAGGCCUAACACUGAGCUCAGGGUUCUUACCUGCAUUCACAAGCCUCAUCACGUUGGAUAUAUGAUCAACUUGCUGGAUGUUAUAUGUCCAACUGAAGAGAACCCCAUAGGAGUCUAUGCUCUUCACUUGGUCGAGCUAGUGGGUCGAGCCACGCCUAUGCUUAUAUCUCACCAGAAGCAGAAGGCAGUUUCCGACAACUGCUCGAUUGAGGUCAUACUCGCUUUCAAUCAGUACGAGAGGAGGACGUAUGGCCUCACGUCCGUCAACACAUUCACCUCGAUCUCCCAACCAAAGUUCAUGCACGACGACAUAUGCACUCUUGCUCUCGAUAAAUCCACCGUUCUUCUGCUGACCCCAUUUCACAUCACAUGGGCCCUCGAUGGAAGUAUUGAAUCGGAAGAUAACACCAUGAGGGCUCUGAACUCCAGGGUUUUGGAAAGAGCUCCCUGCUCUGUGGGAAUCUACUUCAACCGUGGGAAUGUCAGGGUUCAUGAUGGUGCAGCAGAGCCAAGAAGUUCAGAUGCUUCAUCUUCGUUCUCGUCUGCCUACUCGGUAUGUGUACUGUACUUGGGUGGAAGAGAUGAUCACGAGGCACUGUGUUUGGCUACCCGCAUGGCUAGAGACUCAGGCCUGGAGCUCACAAUUCACCAUCUAGUCUCCAAGGAGGACACUAACACAACAAACAGGUUGUCACAUGAGAGAAUGAUUGAUGAAGUGGUGUUGAAGGAAGCUCUGCAUAAAGUUUCGAACUUACCAAAUGUGAAGUACAUCGAACAAGUCGUGGAAGAUGGACCUCAAACUGCAAUGGCGGUUAGAGCGAUUUCCAGCAAUCAUGAUUUGUUUGUUGUCGGGAGACGAGAUGGGGUGGAUUCGCCUCAAACGACCGGACUAGCUGAAUGGAGUGAGUUCCCAGAACUAGGAGUGAUUGGAGACCUCUUGGCCUCAAAAGAUGUCGAGACCAAAGCUUCUGUACUGGUAGUCCAACAGCAAAAGCAGUUCAAGUAGAAAAGAAAUGAAAGUAUAUAAAUUUAUACAUCUGUAAUUGCUAAUGAAGUCAAUCCUCAUCCAUGUUUAUAACAUAAAACAUUUUUUACUUCAGCAACAGCUGCAAUUGCCUAGUGCCUACUUCUCUGCCUCCCGGUUUCAGCUCACCCAUUGUUGGGUGCCAAAACAAUAUACACACAAAACUUUCCAUUCAACAAAAAAAAAGAACAAUCUAAUUCAACACCUAGAAUGCAGGAACCACUUAGAUAGAACGACCAAAAAAAAAUCAAGAAAGAUUCAGCAGAGCACUGGUUUUCACUUUUCAGUACUAAACAUAAAAGAUGAUAUCCGAUUAGUUAUCUUCUCCAAAGAAUACAAUUCUCUCAAAAUAUCUAUCGACGUACAUGGUUAAGCUUAUGAUCUCUCCUCUGUCGAAUAACCACCCCCUUUUUCCCUCUGUUUGAUGACUCUGGAGUGGACAGCUUGAAGUAUAGCUCAGUCUUGAGAAAGAUGGAAACCCCCAUUGGUUAACCAGUAUAGCAAACUUAAUGCAUGCCAAGCAUCGAAGGAUAUGCUAUCGCUUGAGGACCAAACUCUGGCAACACCAACACUGAAGAGGAGAAAAAGGCAUCCGAAAAGUAUCCGAUAGUUAACUGUACAUGAGUCACCAGCAUUAUCUUCUGUCAGAACUCAGAACCAUCAAUUGGAACUCUGCAUGUUCACUGAGUAACCUCUAUCAGGACAGGGCAUGUACUCAAAACAAACAAUAGUUUGCCUAAUUGCCUUUGAACUGGGAUGUUGACAGCCAGCCAUCUCAAAGAAAGUAACACAAAUUUAGCAUUACUUACCGCUACUACGAAUGCAUCAGAGUUGGAAACCUCUUUCGACUGGUUUUCAGGUGGUGAAACAGGCUAAGGCUGUCCUUUUGUUCAUCUUCACGCUGGUCAGAAACGCCACUACUUCUCCCCUUUCUUUUGGCUACCAUUCCAAGUAGAAAAGUACUUAUGGAUGCCAUUCUUGAAUUCCCUGUGGAUUAGUUAUAAUAUAUCAGAAAACAAUACUCAAUUAAACAUACCCAAAGCAUUAACCACCAACAUCUGCAGUUGUUAACUAAAAAGAAACACCUAACAACAAUUUGAUAAAUGGUUCCUCAACGCUCCUAUGAUGCCAACAGCUUCUUCCCGUCACCAAAUUCACCACUUCCUACCAUCAUCUGAAGCCACUUAUGGCUAAUGUAGUAAUGUAUGAUAUAUUAUUUGAAAUGCUUAAAAAAUCAUAAUUCUCUCCAUACUAAAUAUGGAAACAAUCAGCUGAUAUAUAGAUGACAUUAACCAAUCAAAAUAGCCUUUCAUCCACCAACCUCCUCACUAAGAUCCGCAUACAUGUUCAG
Messenger RNA from Linum trigynum, 4541 nucleotides. The record is from the annotation of a GenBank genome assembly. NCBI's taxonomy places the organism in Eukaryota, Viridiplantae, Streptophyta, Magnoliopsida, Malpighiales, Linaceae.